AUGGCAGCAACAAUGUUAGUGGAUGCUGAUGGUGGCGGAGCGGUGUGGCUGGGAAGGCCAUACUCGACUAGGGGUGGCACUUUACUUUUACUUUACUGUAAAUGUGCCACCCCUAAUCAUACUUUGCUUAUUAUUAUGAAAAACAUGCAAUUCACCAAGGCUUCUUAUUUGUUUAUUUUAUUCCAUUUUCAAACAACAAUCACCACGACCAACUCCCUUCCCACCAAUCAUCUCCAAAAUACAUUAGAUGUCCUACACAAUAAUCAAUCACCAUACACCAAAUGCCAAAGUCACAUUACGCACACCCAAUUUCUCCAUCUUCUUUCCAAAAAUCGAUGUCAACCAGUUCUUGAUAAUUCUCAAUCAAUGAAUAAUGAACAGCGACUCCGAAGAGAUGUUGUUGGAGGGAGUAUCGAUGCAAAGGCUUUGCAAAAUACAAUCAAUGACAACCGCAUCAUGAUCGAAUACUUGUUCAACAAUACAAUCAAUCAUACAGUACUAGCAGAUGUUUUAUUGAAGCACACCAACAGAAUCCCCACAUUUACCAGCUGGCGGGAUCUUGUUGAUGUCAUAUGUAUUGUAACAUUUAUAUUUGUAGCAUUAUAUUACAUAAUCUGUCGAAUUGGAAUUCGAAUCUGCGAUAAAUUCAUUAUCUGGAUCUUUCGUCCAGUCCUACAAAGAGUCCAAAAAGCGCAGCCACCAGCACAAAACCAGCACAAAACCAGCACAUACCAACUACCAAUACUAACUCUAACUCAAUUAAUACACCAACUGCUCCUCCAACCAUUUCUCAGCACUUGA
Molecule: messenger RNA, 801 nt
Organism: Adineta ricciae
Lineage: Eukaryota; Metazoa; Rotifera; Eurotatoria; Adinetida; Adinetidae
Source: the annotation of a GenBank genome assembly